CGGAAUGUGGAAGUCACUAGAACCAAACUCAUCUAUUCAUACAAAGGGCACAGAUACCCUAAACAAAUGGGCCUACUACUCCACCACCUAAUGGCCACUUACGCCACCACAUAAUGGCUACUUACUCAAAAACUAGUAUUUAUUCUUGCAAUGCUUCCAGAAUUGCAGCAGAUGCUUCAGAUUACGCAUUUCAGAGCCCCUAUACCUUUUGUCACCCGAGCUCAAAUUGUUUGAACUUCCAGGGUUUGGGCGUGCCUGGCGCAAACAGAGCAUUUUCUACCCGCCGCACAAACCCCUCGCCGCGUCCAGCCCGGCCCCGUCCUUUUCUGGCCCCGUCCUUUUCUGGCCCCGUCCUUUUCUGGCCCCGUCCCUUCCGCGCCCCGUCCCUUCCGCGCCCCGUCCUUUUCUGGCCCCGUCACUUCCGCGCCCCGUUCCUUCCGCGCCCGUCCCUUUCUGGCCCCGUCCUUUUCUGGCCUUCCGCGCCCCGUCACUCUUCCACCAGACCUUUUUUCCUGGGCCCUUCGCGCGCUCCAGCAGACACCAGCAUCCGGCCAGAAACACCCGGCCCGGCCCCCUCGCAUCGACUUACUCCUCCCCCCAGCUCACGCCAAUCCACCCACACUGCCAGCAUGCCACGUGACGAGGUGGACGAACACUUUUCCGACGACUUGGGCUUCCGCUUGCUGACGCCGCGCCUGGGCGUGCGGCUCUUCGACCGCCCCGUGGCCUUCGACCAGCCGCCCGGCUCCUCUCGCCCGCUCCAGCUCUUGCAUGUGGGCCGCCAAAAACACCUCUACGCGGCCUCCAACGGGCUGUCGGUGGGCAUCGGCCGCCUCGCGGACUUGGACUCCGACGCGCUGCAAAUCCGCGCCGGUUUUGCCGUGUCCCCGCUCGCCAGCGUCUCCAGCCUCAGAUUCGACUGCACCAACGACUACUUGUACGCGGUGGCGGCCGGCGUGCCACAGAAGGCAAACGUGGACGCCAUUCUAGCCGCCGGCUCGGCCGCCUUUGUGCCCAUCGGCACGCACUCGGACGUGUGCGCCCUCGAGCCCUCGCCCGUGGACCCGGCCACCUACGGCGUUUUGGACGACACGCAAACGCUCCGCAUUGUCUGCGGCGCCAUGGAAACGGACGUCCCGGGCGUCCUGGCCUUUGCCUGGACGCACGCCGGCACGGGCGUGGCCGUCUUGGCCGGUGCCACGUUCAGGUUGCUCGACACCCAGGGCCUGCAAGUCGCCUGCCAUACUUUGGACGGCGCCACGCUUCUCUCUGUGGCCACCAUCGACGAAGACAACUGGUACGUUUUCGCCCAGGCCGGGGUUGACGGCGACGGCGACGACGACGAGGUGCACAUGCUCGUCUCGCGUACAGGCGGCUCGCUCACGGCCCGGUCGUUUUUCUUGCCCCCGGCCUACGGCGCCGUGGCCCGCGCCCCGUGCAUGUACGUGGCGGCCGUCCACGACUGGCUCAAGGAAACGGUGUACGCGUUCAUCGCCAACGGCCUCAAUCCCGAGAUCGCCACGCUCGAGGUGGGCCCGCACACGAGAACCGUGCUGCUGAACGACACCGACCGCGCCGAGUUGCCCAUGGACGAGGCGUCCGACGAAGACACGCUCCCCGUCGGGCUCGCGCUCGACUUGUCGGGCACGCACCGCACCGUCAGAAACCCGUCGCCGUUGAUCGAGCAGGCCGUGGGCGUGUUGCCCCGCUUGUUGUGCUUGAACAACACGGGCUGCCUCUUGGCGUGGGACGUGUUCCACGUUUCCGCCGUGCGUGGCGGCUCGCUCGACCUAGCACGCGCCGUCUCGAGACUCCCGGCCGUCGCGCCGGUGGCUGCUGCCCAGCCCGGGCCCGCGGCCCCCACUCCCAUCACACUGAACAAGUUCGCCGAGUCCUUGGGUGCAGAACUUUCUUCCUUGGCCACGCCGGACGUUCUGAAACCAGCCGGCCCCUCCCUCAUGCUGCCCACGCCCGCUGCCCUGGGCUUUGGCAGCACCAGUUUCGGCGAGCCCAAACCCGGCAAGCCGCCCAUGUUCGGCUCGAGUGAUUUCGGCUCCAAUGCCCCGGGCUCGGCUGCGGCGUUUGGGGGCACGGGUUUUGGCGGGGCGCCAAGCGCCAAACCGCCCAUGUUUGGCUCCGCUGACUUCGGCUCCAAGCCUUCGAGCUCCGCGAAGCCGUCUUUUGGAAGCUCUGGUUUUGGCGCUUCGCCCAUGGGGGGCGCCCGCUUCGGCUCCUCCGCCCAAGUGGGCCCGGCCUUCGGCUCCGGUGCUGCUUUUGGCCAGGCCAGUCUCGGCGCGCUGAAAGCUGAAAGUCAAGCUCCGAGCGUUCCCUCCAGUUCCACCUCGACGUUCUCGGGCUUCGGUACUAAGUCAAAAUUCGGUGCGUCGUUUCAAGGAAACAGCGCUUCUCCUCUUGCUAGCUUGACAAAGAAGGAGAGUUCCGCUUCUCCUUUUGCUGGCUUGGGCAAGACCGACAGCACAGCUUCUCCUUUUGCUGGCUUGGGCAAGACUGACAGCACUGCUUCUCCUUUCGCUGACUUGGUCGGAAAGGAAAAGUCUUCCUUCUUAGGGGCUCUGGAUGCCUCGAAGCCUGUGUCUACUAGUGACAAUUCACAAUCCGUCUUUUCUUCCCCGUUGGCGGCAUUGAGCGCGCCCAAAGAGUCGCGGUCGCAGGGUCCAUCAAUGCCAAACGGCGGUCCGUUUGGUGCCAAUCCUGACAACAAGGCAUCUUCGUUUGGACACACUGCGCCUGAAAAAAUGACCCUCCCAUCUGGCGCUGUGCCGCGUGUCUCUGCAUUUACAGCGAGUCAGAACAAUAUCGACAGCGACUCUGAGUCACCCUCAGAGUCUGACUCGGACUCUUUCGAGGCCUCGGGCGACUCGUCUUCCGCGGACGAAGGCCAGUUUUUUGAAAAGACUUCGUUCUCCAAGAUGGACUUGAACAAACCCUCGCUGUCCACGGGUCUUGGCCAGUUCAAGUCGUCUUCCGUUCCUCCCGCUUCAAUUUCCAAAAAGGCAUCCGCUGAAUCAAUUUCAUCGGCAGAGAACAUCAUUUCUGGCACGGAGAGUCCUGAAAUGAAAUCGCCUUUUGGCGCGGAGAAGGGCAACACAGAGAAGCAUUGGAAGGGCCUAGACGAGUCAUCCGCAGACGUCAAGAACACUGGCGAAAACAUACCUCUCAAAACACAGAUUCCGGACAACACGUCCUCGCACAAUAUAAAGGACGAACCUUUGUACGCGGGAGAAGACAUUGCCGAGGUGGUCAGAAACAUUGAGUUUCUUAGACUCGGUGGUCUCACCGAGCAGCCGGCUACAAUGGGUGACGAAGUUGCACGGAAAUUCACGGAACUCGUGCAGGCCGCACAAGCGAAUAUGGACGUUCUUGCGCUAAACACAGAAAAAGCAAAGGCUCUCGUUGAUGCUUCGGCGGUGCACAGAAAGAGUUUGGCAGAAGAUGACGUGGCCGAUCACACACAAUGGGCUUUGGGGGAUCUCGACGACUUACUCCAGAUCGUGGCCAAACCGCGAGCAAUGGUGGACGAUAUCUUGUUGUCUUUGAGACACCAAGACUCCAAACUCACACAACUUUUGGAACGAGUGUCCGUAGCCGAGGAAAAGAAGGAGCAAGUCGAGAAGGUCGUGACGCAGUUGGCCUUGUACAAGCACUCGCUCGAAACAUCCAAGAGCAUGGAGCGGCCCCUCGACGCGCGAGCCGAGAUGCUGCGCAACCAGUUGAGAAAGACAUUGGCCCGUGUGGAGCUGCUACAAGAACAAGUUGCCCACCAACUUCUCCCGUUUGGCGUGCGCCUCGAUCGGGGCCAGGGCCGUGUGGCCCGCGCCGCCAAAUUGGAAAAGGUUGUACGUGAAUUGUCUGUCAAGACCCGCGAGGUCGUACGCCAGAUCGAGGAGCUUGAGAAUGAAGUCUACAAAGUAUGCGAGGAGAAAGCACCUGUGAGCGGUGCAGCCGGAUGGUCCCCAUUAUUGCUCGGAUCUAAAACCGCGUCCGUGGACAAAUUUGCAAUCUGCGCCAAGUUUGCCAAGGCGCUGACACCACGCAAGAUAAGCCUUGCGCAAAGUUAGGCCGUGGACUCUGGCGGAAAUCUGAGCUGAGAAAAC
Messenger RNA from Metschnikowia bicuspidata var. bicuspidata NRRL YB-4993, 4115 nucleotides. RefSeq names its product FG-nucleoporin (gene NUP159). NCBI's taxonomy places the organism in Eukaryota, Fungi, Ascomycota, Pichiomycetes, Serinales, Metschnikowiaceae. The record is from RefSeq and is a predicted model, not a curated record. Gene Ontology annotation, molecular function: protein binding. The transcript has 2 exons. The coding region runs from base 114 to 4079 and encodes 1321 amino acids.